GAGUACCUGAGCUGCGUUUUGACCCACCUCUGUCGACUCCCUCCCUCUCUCUCUCUCUCUCUCUCUCUCUGUGUGUGUGUAAUCAGGGAUAUUGUUUUCCUUAGCCCGCUCUCUCACCCACUCACACACACUCCCGUUAUUUCAGAGCGCUGUAGGUGAUACUCGUCUUUACCUGUCCGGCUUGCUCACCUGAGCGGACUCACCUGUCCCGACGCCGAGACACACUCUCCUUUCCUUUUAGAUUCGGAGCCUUAGAGACAAUCAGCGCGAGGGGAAAAGGAGAUAAAGCGGUCCACGGCUUGCGAAACGAGAAGAAAGGUGCAAGGAGGAAGGAGAAGAGGGGACCGACACCUUCCAUUUCUGUCCACCAACUUUGGAGUUUCCUGCUUUCCUAGCUCCCAGUCGCCUCUGCGUCGCGGAAGAAAAAAAAAAAAAAAACUACCUGCACGCAAAUCCCUCCAAAGAUCUAGGUAAUAACCGAACAUGCCGCGGGCCUUCUUGGUGAAAAAGGCGAAUGUUUCGCCGGGUAAGCGGAACUGGAGCGAGCUCCCGGAUCAUGAACGAGGAGACGUCUACAUCCCAGUGUCCAUCUUCCCUCCGUCCGUCCUGAUGAUGGAGGCUGAAGCCAGCCCCGCCGAGUCCACGCCGCUCUGCCUCACCAAACACUCUGUGUCCGACGUGCGGACCCACGCCGAGCUGCCGUCCAGCACGGUGCUGGGCCGACCGCAGAGCCCCGCGGCUUCACCGGAGGAGAAGUCAGAGGUCAGGAGGAGGUCGCAGGGCGGCUCCACGUACAUCCGGUCCAAAAUCAAGGUGACUACAGGCGAGUUACCCCCCAGUCCCUCUCCUCUCCCUCUCCCUCUACCUCUUCCUCCCAUUCCCGCCCUGCCAUCCUUGACCCCACCCGCCGCCGUGAUGCCAAUUGCCUUGACGACAACGACGACAACCCCUGCCCCCCUGGAGCCGGUCCCCAUGGUGACCAGAUCAGUAGGUCAAGGUCAAAGCUUGUCGACGGGUGCUACAGCGCCGUUUAUAUGUCAGGUUUGCCAGAAGACAUUCCAGUACCAGCGGAUGUUAAACAGACACAUCAAGUGUCACAACGAGACCAAGAGACACCUGUGCCCCUUCUGCGGCAAAGGCUUCAACGACACCUUUGACCUCAAGAGACACGUGCGCACACAUACAGGGGUCCGUCCGUACAAGUGCAGCCUGUGCGAGAAGGCCUUCACCCAGCGCUGCUCCCUGGAGUCCCACAUGAAGAAGAUCCACAGCGUCAACGUGAAGUACGCCUACAAGGAGCGGCGCAACAAGCUGUACGUCUGCGAGGAGUGCGGCCACACGGCGGGAGCUCAGGACGAGCUGGCGAUCCACCUCCACUCGCUUCACCCCGACAGCGCCCUGUUGAAGGGGAAGGCUGCGCGGAGAGCGGGAGGAGGAGGAGGAGGCGGCAAAGAGGGACAGUCAGUCGGAGGAUCCAUGCCAGGUUCUCCCCAAGGAGCUGAUAGCGAUGACACCACCGGAUCUGCAGGGCAGUAGAGAGGAGGAGAGCCUGAAAGAUCAUCAACAUAAGCUUAGGGGGAUGGAUGAAGGAUGGAUGAAGGAUGGAUGGAUGGAUGGAUGAAUGGAUGGAUGGAUGCAUUAAAUAAUGGACAUGUAGGUAAAGGGAUACGAUACAUGUACUGUAUAUGUGUAAAUAUCUAUGAAGGUAUGUGUGUCUGGAUUUGGGCAUUUGUAUAUGACUAAUGUUGAAAGGAUUAACGCACCACACGGCCGUGUCGUACUUUGACUUUAUAUAUUUACAUGAAUAAGAAAAUGUACAUAUUUAACAAUACCAACAUAUGUUUCUUUACAUUGUGAAUGUUUCCUAUGGGUGUGUCUGUACAGCAAAAAGAUGAAUUUUUGUAUCUACUAAAAAAAGUAAAACUGUUAUAUUAAAGGGAAUAAUAUAUUACUGAAAAAAUGAAUUUUCUUUUUUGUUAUGAAUUAUGUUUAUUCUUCAUCCUUUAACAGAGUCUCUUUCAUGGGCUGGGAAAGCUUCUAGAAAUGGUGCCUACAAAAAGUGAAAAUAUAAUGAAUUUUUAUUUAUGGAAAAUAUACCAACAACCUGCUGCGGUUCAUUUCCCCAAGCUUCUGAUUUUCCAGAAAAUAUAAUUAACUGGCAGCAUUUGAAAAACCCUCAAGUCUUGUCUUUUCUAAUCCAAACAACAAAAAAAACCGACAAAUCAUCUGGCUGAAUUUAUACAACAUUAACCAAAAUUUUAAAACAAUUAUAACCAGUUAUAUUGGUAAAUAAUAAUAUUAUUGUCUAGUCACAUUGAAAUCAUGAGAAGAGAAAAAUAAAAUAAUUUACAAAAAAGAAAUAUUAGCAGAAAUACAAAUUUUUAGCGAUUUUAAAUGCAUUCAGAUUUGUAUUCGUACCAACAAGUAGACGUGUGUUUAUAUAAACAGUGAUCAGAGUGUAUAUUUAAAUGCAUUUAAAUAUGCAUCAAGAUACACAACCAGGCAGACAAUGAGAAGACGACUUAAACGCUAAAAUAGUGAAAACCUCAUAACGGAUGAAUCUGUUGUGAAAUGCUUUACUACAGCUAAUUAUAUACUGUACAUAUAUAUAUAUAUAUAUAUAUAUAUAUAGACAGACACAGACACACAUUCCUUCAUUCAUGCAUUGUAAUGGACACCCCUGCAACUAAAUAUCAAUGUUUGUUUUUGGAUGGUAAAAUAAUAAAG
Molecule: messenger RNA, 2727 nt
Organism: Seriola aureovittata
Lineage: Eukaryota; Metazoa; Chordata; Actinopteri; Carangiformes; Carangidae
Gene: ovol1a
Product: ovo-like zinc finger 1a
Exons: 5
Coding region: 484-1536 (350 amino acids)
Biological process (GO): epidermal cell differentiation; regulation of transcription by RNA polymerase II
Cellular component (GO): nucleus
Molecular function (GO): DNA-binding transcription factor activity, RNA polymerase II-specific; RNA polymerase II cis-regulatory region sequence-specific DNA binding
Source: RefSeq, a predicted model, not a curated record